CAAUUCGAAAUUCGAAGAAUAGAUUGGAACAGUCGGGUUUCUCAUCUGUCACAUAACCUCCAAAAUGGAUAUACUUUCUCGACCAGCCACAGAGUUUGAAAAUGAUCACAGCCUGGAGUUAUUGUGGGCAGAGAAGGCAUAUGAGCACGCGGAAGUUUACUUUAAUAUGCUGUGCAGUGUCGAUCCUCGUCUCUUGAAUCUCACACCACACGAUGAUGUUAUUUACCGGACGUUCCGCAAGGAGUUUCCGGACUUUGAUGUGUCAGCUGUGAAUGAGGAUGAGCUCAAGAGUACAGCCGAAAAGGCCAAAUGGAGGGUAUUUAUUGAGAAAUUCAACAAAUUGGAGAAUUUCAGCUAUGGAACUUUGCUCAGACCGAGAUCAAGUGAGGAAUUUUCAGCAGAUAAUGCAAUCCUUGUGGUGCGAAUACAGUUUCUGGCCAUUGAGAUUGCUCGGAAUAGGGAGGGACACAAUGAUCGCUGGAGAAAACGUCCCAAUCCCCUUAAAAAUGUCAAGUGAUUGAAUAAAAAAAGCUUUUUGAUACUCUCUCA
Messenger RNA from Phlebotomus papatasi, 549 nucleotides. Its product is annotated as protein PBDC1. The record is from RefSeq and is a predicted model, not a curated record. The coding region runs from base 65 to 517 and encodes 150 amino acids. Lineage: Eukaryota; Metazoa; Arthropoda; Insecta; Diptera; Psychodidae. The transcript has 3 exons. Gene Ontology annotation, cellular component: cytoplasm.